Phodopus roborovskii (desert hamster) is the source of this 6033-nucleotide messenger RNA. It is a transcript of the gene Pdzd8, whose product is annotated as PDZ domain containing 8. Gene Ontology annotation, cellular component: mitochondria-associated endoplasmic reticulum membrane contact site. Gene Ontology annotation, molecular function: protein binding; lipid binding. The record is from RefSeq and is a predicted model, not a curated record. Gene Ontology annotation, biological process: mitochondrial calcium ion homeostasis. The transcript has 5 exons. Lineage: Eukaryota; Metazoa; Chordata; Mammalia; Rodentia; Cricetidae. The coding region runs from base 46 to 3513 and encodes 1155 amino acids.
GGAGGAGAGCGCGGGAGCAGGCCGGCAGGCGGCGGGCGCGGCGGGAUGGGGCUGCUGCUCAUGAUCCUGGCGUCGGCCGUGCUGGGCUCGUUCCUCACGCUGCUCGCACAGUUCCUGCUGCUCUACCGCAGGCAGCCCGAGCCGCGGGCGGACGAGGCGGCCCGCGCGGGCGACGGCUUCCGCUACCUCAAGCCGGUGCCGGGCCUGCCGCUCAGGGAGUACCUCUAUGGCGGCGGCGGGGGGGGCGGCGGCGAGGAGCCCGAGGCCGGCCCGGCCCCGGCCCCGGCCCCGGCCCCGGGUCCCGACGGCCCGGCCCCGCCGACGCGGGAGACCUGCUACUUCCUCAACGCCACCAUCCUGUUCCUGUUCCGGGAGCUGCGGGACACGGCGCUCGCCCGCCGCUGGGUCACCAAGAAGAUCAAGGUGGAGUUCGAGGAGCUGCUGCACACCAAGACGGCCGGCCGCCUGCUGGAGGGGCUGAGCCUGCGCGACGUGUUCCUGGGCGACGCGGUGCCCUUCAUCAGGACCGUCCGGCUGCUGCGGCCCGUGGUGGCCUCGGGCGCCGGAGAGCCCGACGGCCCCGACGGGGACGCGCCGCCCGCCGCCUGCCCCGAGGAGCUGGCCUUCGAGGCGGAGGUGGAGUACGACGGCGGCUUCCACCUGGCCAUCGACGUGGACCUGGUGUUCGGCAAGUCCGCCUACCUGUUCGUCAAGCUGUCGCGGGUGGUGGGGAGGCUGCGCUUCGUCCUCACCCGCGUGCCCUUCACCCACUGGUUCUUCUCCUUCGUGGAGGACCCGGUCAUUGACUUCGAGGUGCGCUCCCAGUUCGAGGGGCGGCCCAUGCCGCAGCUCACCUCCAUCAUCGUCAACCAGCUCAAGAAGAUCAUCAAGCGCAAGCAUACCCUGCCCAGUUACAAGAUCAGGUUUAAGCCGUUUUUUCCAUACCAAGCCUUGCAAGGAUUUGAAGAAGAUGAGGAACUUAUCCAUAUUCAACAGUGGGCACUUACUGAAGGCCGGCUUAAGGUUACAUUGUUAGAAUGUAGCAGGUUACUCAUUUUUGGAUCCUAUGACAGAGAAGCAAAUGUUCAUUGCACACUUGAGUUGAGCAGUGGUGUGUGGGAAGAAAAACAAAGGAGUUCUAUUAAGACGGUUGAGUUAAUAAAAGGGAAUUUACAAAGCGUUGGACUUACACUCCGUCUUGUUCAGUCAACCGAUGGGUAUGCUGGGCAUGUCAUAAUUGAAACUGUGGCCCCAAACUCACCUGCUGCGAUUGCAGAUCUUCAGCGAGGAGACCGGCUCAUUGCUAUUGGAGGUGUGAAAAUCACAUCCACCCUGCAGGUGUUAAAGCUCAUCAAGCAGGCUGGGGACCGAGUCCUGGUGUACUACCAAAGGCCUGUUGGCCAGAGCAACCAAGGGGCAGUGCUGCCAGACAGUUUGGGCCAGCUUGAAGAAAACUUCUUGUCAAGCUCCUGCCAGCCCAGUUAUGAGGAGGAAGCUGCUGGGUUGCCGCUGGAUACCGAGAAUAGAGACCUGGACUCUGAAUUUGAAGACCUGGCAAGUGACGUUCGAGUACAGACAGAGUUCAAAGAGGAGGCACAGCCGUUAACUCACAGUCCCAAGCGCACUCCAACAACACUCUCUAUUAAACCCCUGGGCGCUAUAUCCCCAGUGUUAAAUCGUAAACUAGUUUCAGGAAUCCAUCCACCACCACAGAGACAUCCAUCUAAAGAAGGAAAUAAACCAUCAGCUCUAAAAGCUUCAGAGGUCACAGAAACUGCACCAGUGUCCAAACCCCAAGGACCCACUUUCAAACCACCUGUGCCGCCACGACCCCAGGUGAAAAUUCCUUUGCCCGCCACGGACACCCCAACUCAGGCAGACCCGGAUGCUGUUGAAAAGCCAGAGAAGGUGCUGCUCCCUCCUCCUCCUGCAGAGAAACCUGCUGAAAAGCAGGCGAGAAGUGUGGAUCACGUGGAAGACGUGGCCACAGGGAAGCAGCCUUCAGCGAAGCCAGAAGUAGUGAAGGAUCUUCCUUCAGAAAGUUGUGGGCCUACUAAGGACACUUCAGAUGAUCAUCAGAUGUGGGAAUCAUCAGAGGUUCUUUAUCGCAAUAAGGUGGGGAAGUGGUCCAGGACCAGAGCAUCCUGCUUGUUUGACAUUGAAGCCUGCCACAGGUACCUGAACAUUGCACUCUGGUGCAGGGAUCCUUUCAAGUUAGGAGGCCUCAUCUGUUUGGGGCAUGUUAGUUUAAAACUUGAAGAGGUGGCUUUAGGAUGCCUAGCUACAUCAAACAUGGAAUACCUUUCAAAGUUCAGACUGGAAGCCCCUGCUCCUAAGGCCAUGGUCACUAGAACUGCACUACGCAAUCUGAGUAUGCAAAAGGGCUUCAAUGACAAAUUUUGUUAUGGUGACAUUACUGUUCAUUUCAAGUAUUUGAAGGAAGGAGAACCAGAUCACCACGUGGUUCCUAAUGUAGAGAAAGAAAAAGAACCUCCUUUGGUUGAGGAAGUUUCCACACUCCCUAAAGAGGAGCAUUUUGUGGGACAGAUGAGUUUGUCAGAAAAUAAACAUAGUUUCCAAGAUACUCAGUUCCAAAACCCAACUUGGUGUGAUUACUGUAAGAAAAAAGUCUGGACAAAAGCUGCUUCCCAGUGCAUGGUCUGUGCUUAUGUUUGCCAUAAAAAAUGUCAAGAAAAGUGUCUAGCUGAGACGCCUCUUUGUGGGGCAACGGAGAGGCGAAUAGACCGUGCCCUGAAGAACCUCAGGCUGGAAGGACAGGAGCCACUUGUGGGUCUUCCCCCUCGUGUUGAGAUGGAAGCCAACAAGUCAGUCCACAAGACAACAGGCUUGACCAGGCACAUCAUUAAUACCAGCUCUCGCUUACUUAAUUUGCGCCAAGUCUCUAAAACUCGCCUUUCUGAACCAGGAACAGAGCUUGUGGAACCAUCACCAAAGCACACACCCAACACAUCAGACAAUGAAGGCAGUGACACAGAGGUGUGUGGUCCCAACAGCCCUUCCAAACGAGGGCACGGUGCAGGAAUAAAGUUAGUGAGGAAGGAAGGUGGGCUGGAUGAUAGUGUUUUCAUUGCAGUUAAGGAAAUAGGCCGUGAUCUGUAUAGAGGCUUGCCAACAGAAGAAAGGAUCCAAAAGCUGGAGUUCAUGCUGGAUAAAUUACAGAAUGAAAUUGAUCAGGAGUUAGAACACAAUAAUUCCCUUGUUAGAGAAGAAAAGGAAACAACUGAUACAAGGAAAAAAUCCCUUCUUUCUGCUGCGCUGGUUAAAUCAGGUGAAAGACUACAAGCCCUGACACUUCUGAUGAUCCACUACAGAGCAGGCAUUGAAGAUAUCGAAACCUUAGAAAGCCUGUCUUUGGACCAGCACUCGAAAAAAAUAAAUAAGUACACGGACGAUACAGAAGAAGACCUUGAUAGUGAAAUAAGCCAACUGAUAGACUCUCAGCCAUUCGGCAGCAUCUCAGAUGACUUGUUUGGCCCAUCUGAGUCUGUGUAACAAACUAAACCUUCAGGUGGUUGGGGACAAAAUGCAUCUGGAAUGCCAUGGGUACAGCCAUGUGUCAGCUCUCAUGGUACACUUUGGCCUGCUUCUGCUGUUACUUGCUUGUAAAGAGUGAAAGGUAGUUUUCCAGCAGAAACGUGACGAGCUCACCGAAUUGGUUGUUAGGGUUGUGCUUGUAGUUAAUGGUUUGGGGGUUUGUACUGGGAAUUGGGUUUUAUUAAUUUAUUUUUAACUUUUUCUAAUUAUGUAAGCUAACUUUGUGUUUAUGAAUGUGUGAUGUCUCACUGUCUUUUUUUUUCUUUUUUCCUCCUUCCUGGAUUUUGAAUUAAUGUUAAGGCAGAUGCUGUCCAGAGUCCUGAAAUAUUUUCAUCCUCAUUUUCAUCACGGUUCUAGCAGCAGAUGUGUUGCAUGCCUAAAUUGACAACAGUGAUCAUUGAGGGAGCGGGUUUGAGUCCUCUUUCUCCUGUGUUAUGAGGUUUUUCAGCUGCACUUGCUUGAGGUUUUUGUUGAAAGGGGCUUGGGGAAUUUUUGUUUUGUUUUCUUUUGUUUUUGUUGCCAAAUAUAAAUGAAAGUGAACCCUACAGCUUUAAAAAUGUUAUGCUGAUUUAGUUUUUUUUUUACAUAUAUUGCUUGCUUAUGCUUCUGUGAUAUUUUUAAAGCUUUUAUGCAGUUGAAGUAUAGUAAAAGUAUAAUAAUUAGUUAGAAGAAGUUGUAUUGUGUAGAGGACAAUUGCAAAACCUAGUUGGUCAAGAAUUUUAUAGAGAGGAUAACAGGAUUUUAUUACUGAAGAACAGUAGCCAGUAGGACUUUGAAAUAUCUUUCAGAUGUUGAUGCUCUCCUUUUAAAUGGAAGUUAUAAACACGCGUGAUGAUUUUCUUCAUCUCUGGUUCUCCCGUAGGAAAUAAAGCAUGUGCAAGGUUAUUUAAAGUUUCACAGGACUUGUUCUGACAAUUGGCUGCAUUGAUAGCUGGCUUUGUUUGAAAAAAAAAAAUUUAAUGUAGGAACAUGAUGUGAAGGGCAAUUAUACAGAAUAUGUUUACUACAUCAUUUGGUGUCUGUGGCCUUAAAGGGAUGUCUGUCAUUCUGAAUACUUUAGUAGUUCAGACCAUCUUCAUUCGUUGUAAAGAAAAAUAAAAAUAGACAGUGUACAUAGGACUUGGGACCAGUUCCUAAAAAUGCAGGCGUGCUAUAGCCCCGGGCUCAUGUAAUGGAUGCUGGUAACACAGCUGAGAGGAGGGAUAUGUGAGCUUGACCCCUACCGACACGCCUUUAAAGGUCUGAGCCUGUUAUACCUGCAGAAGGUGUUUUUCCCUUUCACAGUAACUACUGUGAUAACACACAAGCCAACUGAAUUAAAACUAUGGAACAGCUCUUUGGCUGCAGGAAAAAUCAUAGUAUAAUAUUAAAGAGGCUGGCCCAUCUGUAGCCCAAACUCCACCAGGAGUUUAAGGUCAAACUUUUUAGUGAGCUCUGCAGCCAAGAGCAGGUCACAGGGGUCACACAGCGUCUUCAUCUCUGAAGGUACUUACUCUACCUCAUGGGACUGUUGUGAGACAAACAUAACUGCAAGAACUCUUUGAACAGUAAAAAGCUGUAAAAACAAAAGGUAUCACUUACAUAAGGAAAGCAUCUUUGAGUGUAGAAAGUUACUCCAGAUUUAAACUCAAUAGCUCACUCCCAUUCCUGUUAUUAAGUGAAAUACUAGGACACAAACCUGUCUUUGCCAGAUUUACAGAAAAGGCUGUAUCUGUGUACUCCCCACCCCACCCCUGCUUCUUUAUUGUUUACUUAAGCAUGCUCACGGUUUAAAAGGACAGCACAAUAGAAAACUUUCCACAACAAAUCCCAGAGGCUAAAAUAUGAUGUUCCACAUCUUAUGCUUGAAACGCUCUGCCUGACAUAUAGCCUUGUUUCAUCUUGUAAACAGUAACUUGCCAUUGCUACUGAAGGGAUGUGUCUGUAAGUGGCUGGUGUGCUUAUGGAUCAAACCAUGGAAGGUUUAGUGAUACCCAAGCAUGCUCCUGCACUGAUCCAUUUGAAAGAGCUGUGGAAAUAAUGCAAAGCUUUAGUUCUGAGAAUCUACUCAUGCUUUAAAGUAUUUAUCUCUGUAGAACCACAAUCAUGGAAAGCUCAACAGUGCUGCUAAUGAUGUUUGUAAAAUAUACCUUUAAAUGUAGUGCAAUAUUUUUCUAUUGGGAGAGACAGUAGAGGCAUCACAGUUGUACUUUAGGGCAGGGAAGGAGGGGAAACUCCAAAUAUCCUAGAUCAUAGCAAAGGAUAAGGCUUCAAUUUAAAAGGUUGUAUAUUAUUACAUUACUCAUGUAAUCUUGCUACCAUGCUAUGUUAUCAAUAGCUAAAAUAAUAAUAAAGACUACCACGGAAAAUAAGAAUAUCUUCAUUUGAUGGCAUCUGAAAACAAAGUAAUUGGUUCAUCUCUGUGGCAUUGUGCCUGGUGUAAUUUGGCCAUGCAGACUAGCUAACAAUCCACUUUUACUAAACAAAUUUGCAAAAGCA